AUGGAAGUGGUAAAAGAUAACUGUGCAUAUUUGAGCAAUUACGAAGUCCUUCAAUUGCUCAAAGAAGUGAACACUCUUGACAGCAAGCAGAAUCGGCAGGUGAACCUUCGGACAGUCGCUUACGAGGCAUCCAAGUAUCUUGAAGGGACUCCGUGCAUACAUCAAUCUAAAGAGCAGAUUCAAAAGCUGAUGCAGGCCUUGGUGCCAUACAACCUGACAAAGAUCGAAAAGCUGCAGAUCCUGAAUUCGUGUCCAACUACCCCAGUUGAAAUUCAGUUGAUUGUGGAGGAUGCAGAGGAGCGUUUGACAGAGGAGCAGGUGAAUGGGAUUCUGAAAAUAAUUGCUGAUUCCAUUCCCAUUCCUCGGCCAACUGGUGAAUCCGAGUCUGACGGAGGAGCAUCCAAUUGA
Molecule: messenger RNA, 408 nt
Organism: Darwinula stevensoni
Lineage: Eukaryota; Metazoa; Arthropoda; Ostracoda; Podocopida; Darwinulidae
Source: the annotation of a GenBank genome assembly